AUAUCAUUUUCAUUCUUUAUUUUCUUUUUCUUUUUGUUUGUUUCGUAAAUCGAGAAACCCUGUUUCGUCUCCUUUCCUCAAUUCAACGAUCCUUAAGAGUUUGCACCCAAAGUUACAUAAACAACCCCCACCGUUACAUACGAAGCUUGUGACAAACAUUUCUCCUAAAGCUUUCUCCUCCUCUGUUUUCAUCUCUCUGAAACACAAAGAAACCUCUUAAGAAUCAUAAAUGAUGAUAAAUCCAUUGUUAUCAAUCCAGAACUCCCCAACCACGUUCUUGAAACCACCAUUCUCCUCCAUUAACAGAAAACUACAACUACAAGAGAAGCAGAACAAGAACAAUAUCCUCAAAUCAAGAAGAGCUACAACCUUCGCAUGUCUCUCCAUUUCCAGAAAAAGGAGAAACAACGGUGUGUCUGAAUCUGAAGAAACGACGAGGUAUGAACAAAUGGGUGGAGGAGGAAUCUCAGUUUUGUGUGGGUUAGGUUACUGGGUGCAGGGCUCCAGAUGUUUCCCAUGGCUUGCACUUAACUUCCACAUGGUUAACACCCUCGGACUCCAACCAUCUACCCUUCAGCUUGUUCAGUAUUCUUGCCUUCUUCCCAUGGUGGCUAAGCCUCUCUAUGGAGUUCUCUCAGAUGUUCUCUACAUCGGUAGUGGUCGUAGAGUUCCUUACAUCUCCAUUGGAGUGUCUCUGCAGGUAUUAGCAUGGGGUUCAAUGGCGAUGUUCCAAGGAGCUAGAGAGGUUCUUCCUUCUCUAAUAGCAUGUGCCUUGCUCAGUAACCUUGGAGCAUCCAUCACCGAGGUCGCAAAAGAUGCUCUCGUUGCUGAAUACGGUUUGAGAUAUCGAAUAAACGGUCUUCAGUCUUACGCCCUCAUGGCUUCAGCAGCUGGUGGAGUCCUAGGGAACUUGCUUGGAGGAUAUCUCUUGCUCAGAACACCUCCCAAGAUCUCGUUCCUCGUCUUCACCGCGGUCUUGUCUCUUCAGCUCCUUGUCUCCUUUUCUUCCAGAGAAGAGUCUUUUGGUUUGCCACGGAGGAAAGAGACAAGCUCGGUUGUGAUGAGCGUGAAGAAACAGUUUUCUAAUCUCAUGGAAGCUAUCCAGGAGGAGGAUAUCUCACAGCCUAUGGUUUGGGCAGUAGUGUCCAUCUCAAUGGUUCCACUUCUCUCGGGGUCAGUGUUCUGCUACCAAACACAAGUUCUAAACCUAGACCCUUCCGUUAUAGGAAUGUCCAAAGUGAUUGGACAAGUGAUGCUUCUUUGUCUAACCGUUGUCUACGACCGGUACUUAAAGACACUCCCCAUGAGACCACUCAUCCACAUCGUCCAGCUCCUAUACGCGUUAUCCAUCCUCCUCGACUAUGUUUUGGUGAAGCAGAUAAACCUCGGAGUUGGUAUCUCCAACGAAGUCUUUGUUCUCUGUUUCUCUAGCUUAGCGGAGAUCCUCGCACAGUUCAAGAUCCUUCCCUUCGCAGUUCGGUUAGCCAACAUGUGUCCUCAAGGCUGCGAAGGAUCGGUCACAUCGUUUCUCGCUUCGUCUCUUUGUCUAUCACAGAUUUUUAGCGCGUUCUUAGGCGUAGGGUUGGCUAAUGUGAUAGGUGUAACGUCUAGUAACUACUCAAACCUGCCUACAGGGAUUAUAGUACAGUCUCUAGCAGCUUUGGUGCCUUUGUGUUUCAUGCACUUCCUCCCAAUGUCGGAGCCUGUGAUUGAGAAGGGAGUGAAAAGAGGUUCGAGUACGAGAAGCAGAAGAAGUAGAAGAGUAGGGAGAGUAGUGCGGCAAGAAAGUAUAGCUUAUCGACGAGGAAGAGAGUCGGAAGAAGCACAAAGAUAGCGUAAGCAACAAGUAUGUAACACAUUAGAAUAACGUAUACCUUGUUUAUAAUGAGAUUUUCAGUUUUGAUUAGAAUU
Messenger RNA from Raphanus sativus (radish), 1911 nucleotides. RefSeq names its product probable folate-biopterin transporter 8, chloroplastic. Gene Ontology annotation, cellular component: membrane. The transcript has 2 exons. The record is from RefSeq and is a predicted model, not a curated record. Bases 230 to 1834 code for a protein of 534 amino acids. NCBI's taxonomy places the organism in Eukaryota, Viridiplantae, Streptophyta, Magnoliopsida, Brassicales, Brassicaceae.